This is a messenger RNA of Procambarus clarkii (red swamp crayfish), 3164 nucleotides long. RefSeq names its product Mitogen-activated protein kinase rl (gene rl). Gene Ontology annotation, biological process: intracellular signal transduction; protein phosphorylation. Lineage: Eukaryota; Metazoa; Arthropoda; Malacostraca; Decapoda; Cambaridae. Gene Ontology annotation, cellular component: cytoplasm; nucleus. The record is from RefSeq and is a predicted model, not a curated record. Gene Ontology annotation, molecular function: ATP binding; MAP kinase activity.
AGCGAGCUCGCGCUUAGUUGUUAUCAGGACGGCGUCGGAGGAGCACUCACGAUGACGGAAGAUCGUCCAGUCGAGGGAGAAAUUGUCAGAUGUCAGUUGUUUGAGGUGGGCCCACGCUACUUCAACCUCUCCUACAUAGGCGAGGGGGCCUACGGCAUGGUGGUGUCAGCUAAUGACAGUGUUACCAAAACAAAGGUGGCUAUAAAGAAGAUAUCUCCUUUUGAACAUCAGACGUACUGCCAGAGAACCCUUCGAGAGAUCAAAAUACUAACGAGGUUCAAACAUGAAAAUGUGAUAGAUAUCCGUGACAUAAUACGAUCCCAGAAGAUAGAUGCAAUGAAGGACGUUUAUAUUGUACAGUGUUUAAUGGAAACCGAUUUAUACAAGCUUCUCAAGUCCCAGAAACUGAGUAAUGACCACAUUUGCUACUUUCUCUAUCAAAUUCUCCGAGGCUUGAAAUAUAUUCACUCUGCGAAUGUUCUGCACCGUGACUUGAAACCAUCUAACUUGCUGCUGAAUACUACAUGUGACCUGAAGAUCUGUGACUUUGGGUUAGCUCGAGUUGCUGACCCUGAGCACGACCACACAGGUUUCCUAACAGAAUAUGUCGCCACACGCUGGUACCGUGCUCCAGAAAUUAUGCUCAAUUCAAAGGGCUACACCAAGUCGAUUGACAUUUGGUCGGUGGGGUGCAUCUUAGCGGAGAUGUUGUCAAACCGUCCUUUGUUUCCUGGCAAGCAUUAUCUGGAUCAGUUAAACCACAUUCUUGGCAUACUGGGCUCUCCGUGUCAAGAGGACCUUGAUUGUAUCAUCAACGAAAAGGCCAGAAGUUAUCUGCAGUCUUUACCUUACAAGCCAAAGGUUCCUUGGACAAAGCUCUACCCUAAUGCAGAUGCCAAAGCAUUAGACCUGUUAGACAAGAUGCUGACCUUUAAUCCUCACAAACGCAUUACAGUUGAAGAGGCACUUGCUCACCCAUACUUGGAACAGUAUUAUGACCCUGCAGAUGAGCCUGUUGCCGAGGAACCUUUCAAAUUUGAAAUGGAACUUGAUGAUCUACCAAAGGAGAAACUCAAAGAAUUAAUCUUUCAGGAAACAGUGCUAUUUAAACAACGAAUUGUUGUUGAAACACCUAUGCAGCAAAACUGAAGAAGAUAGGAUUAAGAAGUGUUUUGAGUAAUGAGGGGUAUAGUAUGACCAGGCUAACUUCUUUGGGAGGACACUCAUUGAAAUGUCAUUAAACUCUUGGCAAGCUAGCCUCUUUGUUGAAGGUUCAAGUAAUACCAGGAACUGUGUUGAGUCUUGACAAUGAAGAAUGCAAUGUUUAGGCCAUUGGAGAUUAUUUGCUCUUGAAAACCCCUUUCAGGUUUAUGAGGAACCUGAAACAAAGGCCAUGAUUUCUUUGUGACAAAAAUAGGAAGUGCCUCACUUUAAAAGUCAUUUAGGCAAUAUGAAAGACUCUUGAGUAUUUCAUCUAGGAAGUGAGCUUGCAAAGAGUUCAUCUGCUAUGAGCAUCGUAAAAGGUUCGAUGCCAGUUUGUAGACACAGAGGACAAGAUGUUUAAUGACUUGUAGUGUCAGAUUCUGAGGAACUCUCCUCCAAGAAUCUAAUCACUACUUUCAAUCUUGUGGCACUUUUACUGAACAUGUGUGUGUCACAUAUGGCUGGUAAUUGCUUAAAUUUUUAGACAAGUUCAGGUUACAUGUGUUUUCAGAAGCAAGGGACAUAAUCCUCAUUAAGUGAUUUCUUUCUAGAGUAACAGUGGUGUUUGCUUAUUUGAGUGGUAUUGUUUGUAUGCUCCUCUUGGACAGUCAAUGCCAUGCUACUUUAGAAAUUUGUAUGGUGAUGUACAGUAAUUGCAAGGAGGUUAUUGUUAACCUUCUUUGGAUGCCUACUACUAUUGUUCACAACCCUUGGAAUGUGGUUGUUCAGUGCUUCUGGAUUUUGUUUCCUGGUGAGGGAGGGAAGGCUGGGUUGUGGAAGGGAAAUGAAAAUUACUUAAUUAUUUUUGGAAAGCUGUUACUUAUAUAGAAUACUGGGGUUGUAAUGUAAAAUUUGUACUACCUUUCUAAUGUAAUUCCUGCAAUACUAGCCACUUACAUGUCAAGACUAGGAACACUGUGUAUAUAUAUAUAUACUGGUAUAUAUGCAUUCCAGCCAGUCUCGCUCCCUGAUAAAUCGGUGUUAUAAGGCACUGCUGCUUAUGAUUCAGAGGAGGUCAUAAACAUUGAGAUUUAUUCAACAUUGGAAAUACUGUACUAACUGCCAUUUUAGCUAAAAGUCAAAGGAAGGGAUGUUUAAAUGUUAAAGGUAUAAAAAUAUUUUUUAUCUGGUGAUGUCAGUAGUGUUUUUAAUGAAGUCUUGUGCUCAACUGAUUUAUUCUUACUGUAUUAUGUUGUUCUUAAAACUACUAAAAGACAUUAAAUAUACUGUUCCUGAGCACUACCCAAGAGAUACAGUGUUGACAUGACUAUCCUAUGACAGGAGGUUCUCAUGAUACCUUGAACUGUAUGCGGAUCCAUACAGCAUAGCUAAUUGCAGUAUUUAGGAUUUGGUUCUUGGGAGAUCCUUCUUUACGCCACUUGUCUUUUUUUUUUUUUUUUUUUAUUGCUCCAGUUUCUUUAGCACUUGUAAACAAUGGCAUUCAUAAUUUAGUUUUCAAGUUUGUUGGCUAUAAGAUUAGUAUUUACAUGUCAUAUCAACCUGGCACCAAGAAAUGUGAAAAUCUUUGGUGGGUAAAUGAACCUUAAAAUUUACUUCUACUUAUGCCCAUAUUAGAGUAUGAUGUCUUAUUUUGGGUUGAAUAUAUCUUUUUAUUUUUUUUCUAUAGGGGGUUUAGCAUUGUAUUUAAUGUGUUGGCUCGAAAGAGCAUUUCUGAUAUUAAAUGUCAUGAAUGGUAUUUUAUGACUUGGGAAGGAUAUGCAAAGUGUUGAUCAUUGAUCACAUGUCAGGGAUAUACUUAAACAGAUAAGAAACAAUGUAGGGAGCAAACCUUUCAUAAUGAGGGCAGAUUUCUGUAACAAGCAUAUCAUAUCCCAAUAUUAUGGACAGAGGUCCAAGGGUACAAGUUGACUAGUACCCAAAGAGCUGUAUUUAGACAGCAGGAUUUAUUCAAGAGUCAUGCAUUUAUAAUUUUAGCUCAAGAUUAUUAUGUACAUCUCAAA